AUGACUAGUGAAGGACCUGAGGAUUGGUUCCCUUGGCUCUCACUGGUAGAAUGGUGGUACAACUCCACCUACCAUUCUGCCAUUCAAACCACUCCCUAUGAGGCCUUGUAUGGUCAGCCAACUUCUCAACACCUUCCCUACUUAGCUGGAUCUCCCAAGGUUAACAGCGUGGACCGUAGCCUGCAACAAAGAGAAGCUACUCGACAGUUGCUCAAGUACCACCUUAAAACGUGCCCAAGACCAUAUGAAACACUAUGCAAUAAUAGGAGAAGUGAGAGAAGUUUUAAAGUACGUGACUGGGUGUAUUUGAAACUUCAACCUUAUAGGCAACAUUCUUUGAGGAGGGUAAGGAAUCAGAAGCUCUCUUCUAAAUUUUAUGGGCAAUUUCUGAUUAAGGCUAAGGUGGGUGAUGUAGCCUAUGCCUUACAAUUGCCCCUUGGCUCAAAGAUCCACCCAACUUUCCACGUUUCCCGACUCAAACGCCAUGUUGGUUAUCAACCAGUCACUGCCACAUUGCCACCUAUUGGACCUGAAGGUAUGCUGUUAAAGGAGCCAUCUUGA
Gossypium arboreum is the source of this 561-nucleotide messenger RNA. RefSeq lists its product as uncharacterized. The record is from RefSeq and is a predicted model, not a curated record. Gene Ontology annotation, molecular function: nucleic acid binding. The coding region runs from base 1 to 561 and encodes 186 amino acids. The transcript has a single exon. NCBI's taxonomy places the organism in Eukaryota, Viridiplantae, Streptophyta, Magnoliopsida, Malvales, Malvaceae.